This is a messenger RNA of Anopheles coustani, 1995 nucleotides long. RefSeq names its product zinc finger protein 551-like. The record is from RefSeq and is a predicted model, not a curated record. NCBI's taxonomy places the organism in Eukaryota, Metazoa, Arthropoda, Insecta, Diptera, Culicidae. Gene Ontology annotation, molecular function: zinc ion binding. The coding region runs from base 48 to 1652 and encodes 534 amino acids. Gene Ontology annotation, cellular component: nucleus. The transcript has 2 exons.
ACAUUCAAGUCCAGUGUUAUUGUUUUGGGUUUUUACUGCGACUUAAAAUGGAAUUAUCUCUAGCUACAUUUGCGGAGAAAUACCAUAUUAUCUGUCGAUUUUGUCUUUCAGACAAAGGCUGCUUACCAAUAUUUCUAUCAGAUAACAUCUUCAACGAUAAAUUACAGUGUGGUUUUGAUAUCAUAGCGUCAAAGGUUGACGAAAGUGACGGGCUUCCAAACAACAUCUGCAGUAGCUGUUUGAAGUGCAUCGAGAGUUACAUUAGUUUUGAAGUAAAAUGUAGUAAAUCUUACGAAAUUUUGGAACAAGUCUUUGUGCUAUUAUAUGGAAAAGGUAAAGAUGAAGAAGAGUCUUUGGAAAUAUUGAUGGAAGCAGAUUCCUGCUCAAUUUCUGAACAUAUCUCGAAUGAUGAGCAUUUUUCAGUGGAACUAAUCGAAGCACAAAACAAUAGCAGAGUUAAUGAGCAAGGCACCGAAAUGUUGGAGGAAUCUGAAAACGAAAGACAAGAUGAACAGUUGGAAACUGGGGAGAAUUGCAUCGUUGAUCAUGAAGAUGAAGUUCAACAUCUAGAGAUGUAUGAGGACGAUGAGGAGGACAAUGAAUUGUACCAAGAACUAGAGAAGGAAAUCAUAUCGAAUGACCGUAACAAAGGAGAAAUCGACGAAAGUGAAAAUAUCUUACUUCUCGUAAACGAACAUGCAGAAUCAGUAGAGCAUUUAUCCGAUGAACAAAAGCAAAUGUUUCUCACAGCAGCUAAUGCCAAGAUCAAAGACUGGGUUCAUCGUGGCGUACGAAGGAUUCCCGUUGUAGAGUGUACAUUUUGUAACAAAACGUAUCGUGGAAGAAACACACUCCGGAAGCACUUGAAGCUACACUUUAACAUCAAAAAUUAUAACUGUCGCCACUGUACCCGAAGCUUCUCAGAUCGUUCAUCAUUGCGUUUGCAUGAAAUUAGACACUCGGCAGUAAAAUCAUUCAAUUGUGAACAUUGUGAACGUUCAUAUUAUAGUUUAUCCGAGUUAAAACAGCAUUACGUUCUGCAGCAUGAAGAAAGAAAAUUUGCUUGCACCAUAUGUCUUGCCAAAUUUCCCUUAAAGUCGAUCCUGAACGAUCACUCCUUGGUUCACAAACCAGAACGACCGUAUGUUUGUAAUAUUUGUGGGUGUUCUUUUAAACGCAAUCGCAAUCUUGUGCGUCACCUAACAAAUCAUAACGAUGGAAAUGUUAGACAAAAAGUAAAUAGUUGUUUGUUGCGAAAACCGAUCAGUUGUUGGCAUUGCUCGCUGUUUUUUGAGAUCCCUUCCGAAUUACUAAAUCAUAUUGUUGUGCAACACCCUGAAAAGUAUGAACAAACGAAGAAGGGAAGGCACUGCUGCCCAUACUGUAACUUUUUAUUCGAAUCCUUGGAUAAGUGUCUGAUGCAUCAAAACAAACACUUUGUCCUACCAGUCAAUACUACUGGCGGAAAAAUAUACGAAUGCGGCGAAUGUGGACGACAGCUUCGUUAUAAAUCAUUGGCACAGAAGCAUUUGCUAUCACACAAUACUAAGAAGGUUUUUGAAUGUCCGUAUGAAGGAUGUGGCAAAAAAUACAAACAUAAGAUAUUUUAUUCACGUCAUAUGCGAGACGUUCAUAAUUCAGCAAUCGAAUGAGUAAUAAGAAGUAUUUUAAAAAACAUCAUGUAAAUCAUCGAUCGACUACCGAUUCUUUCCCACGUAAGUGCGUAUACACAUCAAUACUUGCGAUAAAACAGCCUAACAAAACAUAGAGAAGCUCAAAAUUCUAUGAGGAAAAACAAAAGCUGCGUCUGAAAAACGGGUUUCCUAAUCUUCUGGAUAUCUUCGGGUCUACUAAUCUGGAUUGUACAACCAGGGUGAAAAUGUAUAAUAAUUCAGCUGAGCGCUAAAAGACCUGUGAGGCUAUGAAAUCCAAGGACAUCCGUUUGUUAAGAUGAACAUGUUUUUGUAAUAAAUGACCAAACAAAAACUCGACGAU